Numida meleagris (helmeted guineafowl) is the source of this 3027-nucleotide messenger RNA. RefSeq names its product hydroxysteroid 17-beta dehydrogenase 12 (gene HSD17B12). Lineage: Eukaryota; Metazoa; Chordata; Aves; Galliformes; Numididae. Gene Ontology annotation, cellular component: endoplasmic reticulum. Gene Ontology annotation, molecular function: oxidoreductase activity. The record is from RefSeq and is a predicted model, not a curated record. The transcript has 11 exons.
CAUCUCUCGCGGCCAAUGGCGGCAAGGCAGAGGUGCCGACCACGUGGGGCUCAGGCCGCAAGUAGUACGGGGGCGUGUGGCCGCGCGCUCCCUCCCCCCUCCCUUCCGGCGCGGUGGCGGCGUGGCGCGGCCGCGCGAGCCCAGGGAGGGCGGGGCCGGCCGCGUCGCCAGGUUACCGCGUGAUUGAGAGGCCCUUUAGCCAAUGGCAGCACGGCGGGGGCGGGCGCGGCGGCGGCUGCGGGCCGGCGGUGGCCGGGAGGGUUCAGUCCCGUCGCGGCCGCCUUCGCAAGCAGCAUGCUGGCUCCCGCCGCGCUGCCGGCCGCCGGCCUGUUCUACUGGGUGGGCGCGUUGGGCGCCCUGUACGUGGCGGCGCUGGGCGCCUUCCGCCUGCUGAGCGGGCUGCGCGUCUGGGUGCUGGGCGGCGGCCGCGCCGUGGGCCCCCAGCUGGGCGCAUGGGCAGUGGUCACAGGAGCUACUGAUGGGAUUGGAAAAGCCUAUGCAGAAGAGUUGGCAAGACGUGGAAUGAAAGUGGCUCUAAUCAGUCGGUCAAAAGAAAAGUUGGACCAAGUUGCUGGUGAAAUAAAGGAGAAGUACAAAGUGGAAACAAAAGUUAUUGUGGCGGACUUCGGAGAGAGAGAAGGCAUUUACGACAGAAUCAAAGCAGGACUGGAAGGCCUGGAGAUCGGUGUUUUGGUAAACAACGUGGGAAUUUCGUAUUCUUAUCCGGAAUACUUCAUUGAUAUUCCAGACCUGGAUAAAACAAUCGACCAAAUGAUCAACAUUAACAUCAUGUCUGUUUGUAAGAUGACACGAUUGGUGCUGCCCGGCAUGCUGGAAAGAUCAAAAGGGGUAAUCUUGAACAUCUCAUCAGCUGCUGGGAUGUAUCCAACUCCAUUGCUGACUCUUUACUCUGCAACCAAGGCUUUUGUGGAUUACUUCUCUCGAGGCCUCCAUGCAGAAUACAAGAGCAAGGGCAUCAUUGUGCAGAGUGUUCUCCCAUAUUACGUGGCAACAAAACUGUCCAAAAUCCGCAAGCCAACCUUCAGUAAGCCCAGUCCUGAAACAUACGUACGAUCUGCCAUAGGCACAGUAGGCCUGCAGUCCCAGACCAAUGGGUGCCUGCCCCAUGCCGUCAUGGCCUGGAUCUUUUCUUUUCUACCUAAACCUGCUGCCACGAGUUUAGUCAUGAAAACAAACAAACAAAUACGGGCUCGUUUUUUGAAAAAGCUGAAGGAGAAGUAAAUUGCAGGCAACUAGAUCUCGGAAGCCAGGAACUCCUGCAGGUUCCACGCCUGCACCUUGGCACCAUGUAGACCUAAUAUCUUAAACAUCUUCAGUUGUAAGUGUGCUUUCUAAUAAACAAAACAGUAUUGUUUAGAGGAUACAAACAAAUUCUUGACUUCUAACACUGAUUUCAAAAUGGGCUUUAUUUGUUUAUAGGUUUAUUGAGUUGGGAAGUGUUUGGGACUAAAAUUACACUGAGCUUUAAGAAAUACUUAAACAAACUUGAUCAGACACUGCACUGCUGAAGAACGGCUUGGUUAUAUAGCACGCAUCACACCCGUGUCUUAUGAUUGUGGGUGAAGGGCAGAACAAUAGUAGUUAUCUGACAUAUUCCUAGAAGGGUAGGAAGGUGUGGGAAGGGAGUAUAUUUCUUUGAAAAGGUAGUCGGAUUCUAUUCAGAGUGUAACUUUUCCCAGCUCAGGUUUAGGAUACUUGCAAGGAUUCAGCAUUGUCAACUAGCUAGUGAGUGCUCUCCUGCCUGCACAGCCCAGUGAAUGAAACUGGGACACCAUGGGCAGGGAGGGACAGGCUCUGGCUAUGUAGAAGCCAUCUCUCUGUAAAACAAGAGUACCUCCACUUCAGACUUCUGUGUUUGCACAGUCUGUGUAACUUAGAAAGGAUCACCACUUAGGAGGGAUGAUCACAAAAUGGUCCUUAACCUGAUGGUUUCAGAAGUCUGCUUGCUCAUGGUUAGAUACUGUAUUGAAAUGGGCUCUUGCACCAAAAUCUGAGCAGUCAUUUCUAUGGACUUUAAGGGUUCAGUGUUACUUUUGGUUAUGGACUCAAGGGAAACGGGCCAAGAAAAACCCGAAAAUGAGUGUGAUUACUCAUCCAUAAAUAUCUACAUAAAAUAACAUUUCAAUAAGUAUUUAAAUUCUUGCUUCUUGAAUAUGGAGUCUAACUCUUUAGUAGCAUGUAACUUCAAUUUGUAAUGUUUUUAAAAGUUCAGUGCCUGCUGUUUGUGAUAGAAGGUGAUAACACAACACGGAUAAAUGUCAUGAGUUGCACGUUGCUUGCUGGUCUCUAUGUAACAAAAAGACUACUGCCGCUUUAACUGCAGAGCUUCAGAGGAGUUAUCUCCUUUAGCACUGAUGGAUACAUUCUUUCUGCAGUAUGUCAGUCUGUCUUUUGGUGAGGCCAUUCAGAAUGUGAAUCCUGAAUAUUUACAAGUGAGAACCAGUAAACUUCUUUAAAUGUAGAACUUUUUUUUUUUUAAAUUUAUUGAACUGAUUUGUUCUGUAGAAGUUUUCCAACUCCCAGAUGGGUCAGAGUACGUGAGAGGUCUGCACUGCUGUUGUCUAUUACCUGAUCUCUAAAGAUGUGGUCGCUAACAUUCCUUUCUGUAAGUGUGAAAUGCACCAAAACUUCCAAGCCAAAUUAAAUGGCAAGUGGUACCAGUGUUUUCUACGGUGACUGCCUGUGGUGAGUGGCUGCAGGUUGUUUCUGGUCCCUGAAGGAGUAAUUCCAAGCUCUGGUUUUGAAGUGAAGUAUGUCGCGCUGAGACACGAUUUGGGGCUAACGUUCCUGUACAGUGAAAAAACCCGGAUACCGAUGCAAUGGUGCUGAUCAGAUCUGAGCUGAAGAUCCUAUCCCAUAGUUUUCUUCAUUACUAAUUUUUGGAACAGGGACGGAGAGGCUAGUGGUAUUGGUUCUGUACGCCUGAAGAUGACGUGGACGCAUUGGACUAACUGAUCUGUGUGGGUUUUAACUCGGCCAAACAAAUAAAAUGGCAUUCACUCUGAA